This is a messenger RNA of Mauremys mutica (yellowpond turtle), 1276 nucleotides long. It is a transcript of the gene RNF175, whose product is annotated as ring finger protein 175. The record is from RefSeq and is a predicted model, not a curated record. Lineage: Eukaryota; Metazoa; Chordata; Testudines; Geoemydidae. Gene Ontology annotation, cellular component: endoplasmic reticulum membrane; Golgi membrane. Gene Ontology annotation, molecular function: metal ion binding; ubiquitin protein ligase activity.
AGUCAGCCCUGCCCUCGCCCAGCUGCCAGGGCCCCUCUCCCGAUGCCACCGGGCUCCUAGUCAGCGCUGCCUGGCACCCAGCCCGCCCGGCCGCUCCGCCGCGGGGCUGCUGCCGCUGGGAGCCGCUGCUCAGGGGCGGCCGCGGCUCCGCACUAGAGCGCCGCGGGGAGCAGGGCCAUGGGCCUGGCCGCGGCCAGCUCCGGGGGCUCCAGGCCCGGCACGAACAGGGAGAUGCAUUAAGAUUAUCAACAGAGGAACACUGGAAACUUCAGCAUCAGAAGAUGCAUGCAAAGCACGAUGGCCACGAAUCUAUGCAUAUGGAGAUGGUUCUUAUUCUCAUUGCAACCUUGGUAGUGGCACAGAUUGUACUAGUUCAAUGGAAGCAAAGGCACUGCAGGUCAUACAAUCUGGUAACCCUCCUGCAGAUGUGGGUUGUUCCUUUGUAUUUCACCAUCAAACUUUACUGGUGGCGAUUUCUGUCAAUGUGGGGAAUGUUCUCAGUUAUUACCAGUUACAUCAUCUUCAGAGCUACCCGCAAACCUCUCUCAGGCAGAACAGCACGGUUGGUCUACAAGUGGUUUCUUCUUAUCUAUAAACUGAGUUAUGCAAUUGGAAUUGUAGGUUAUUUAGCUAUAAUGUUUACCGUGUUUGGAUUUAAUUUAUCCUUUCGAAUCAAGACUGAAGAUUCCAUGGAUUUUGGUGUGAUAUUGCUGUUUUAUGGACUCUACUAUGGAGUGAUGGGAAGAGACUUUGCAGAGAUUUGUUCUGAUUACAUGGCUUCCACUAUAGGGUUUUAUAAUGUCAGUGGGAUGUCUACAAGAAAUUUGUCCAACGACAUCUGUGCAGUCUGUGGACAAAAAAUCUUUGUGGACAUAAAUGAGGAAGGGAUAAUUGAAAAUACCUACCAGCUGUCAUGCAAUCAUGUAUUUCAUGAAUUUUGCAUCCGAGGUUGGUGCAUUGUUGGCAAAAAGCAGACUUGCCCAUACUGCAACGAGAAAGUUGAUUUGAAGAGGAUGUUAAGUAACCCGUGGGAGCGUACACAUGUUUUGUAUGGGCAACUGUUGGAUUGGCUCCGCUAUCUGGUGGCCUGGCAACCAGUUGUUAUAAGAAUAGUCCAAGUCAUUAACUAUUCGCUGGGCUUAGAAUAGGGAGCCUCAGAUGGACCUCUCUGAUGUUACAGCAAUACUACAUUACUUGAACAGCAAGAAAUUUAAAACAUUUCUGAUUUUCUCAAAGUGUGCAUGGAAAGGGUCUCCUUGAAAGGAACAUUUAUGAC